UCAUGAGAAAAGCAUUAUUCUCCAAGAAGAUGAUGAGAUUCCAGUUCAAGAAUAUCAUCAAGAAUCUACUGAUUUGGAUGAAAAUAAUACUAUGCCUAAUAUGUGUGGUGAUAUUGCUACUAUGGAUGGGGUAUUUGGUGAAAAAAAUCCAACACAUUCUGUAAAUAAAAACAAUGGCGACAUAUACUUAGAAAAACCGGGUAGUGAAUCAGAAGAAGCCUCUCAAGGGGGACUGAUUGAAACCAGUGAAGAUGGAAGCCUGAAGCCUCAAGAGAAAGGUUGUGAUCAAGAGACUUACAGUGUGGAGAAGGAACUGUCUUCUAAUGUAGAAACAGAGAAGAUAGCAAAAGUAACUGAAAACCAAAAUGCAGAUAUUGAAGUUCUUCCCAGCUUGAGAAAAACAUCUAGACACCACAACAGGCUGAUUCAAGAGGAGGAAGAAAUGAGAGAUUUUAAUCCACGGGGACCAAAUUUUCUUCCAUUGAAGCCUGAUCCAGAAGCAGAAAGAGUUGAUCUCAAGCAUCAAAUGAUCGAGGAAAGAAAGAAUGCAGAGGAAUGGAUGAUUGAUUAUGCACUCCAACAAGCAGUGAGCAAGCUUGCUCCUGCACGCAGAAAGAAGGUGGCAUUCCUAGUUGAAGCUUUCGAAACAGUGUCACCAAUUCCCAAAUGUGAACCUCACCUUAGGCGAGGAACGAAACUAUUCCCUCCCAGAAGAUACAUCCAGGCUUGCAAUUGAUGAAAAAUAAAAUCUCAGACAAAGAACGAUCUCCAUGUCAUGGUGAGGGGGGAGCCAGUGAAGAAUGCUCAUUCACAAAUAUGCAACCUUGCUCCCAACAUAUGGAGGAAAGCACAGGAAUUAGAAAGCUGCAUUCAGAGAUUCUAUGAUGUGUAACAGCUGAAAGCAACUAACUGUGUUCUAAUUUCUUACAUUACUUGAUGCAGAGAGGGGAUAUAAACAAUAUUCCCUCAGUUUAUUGUGUAAUUUCUGGAUUAUGUGGAACUUUAAGCUAAUGAUAUGAUGAGAUCUGUUAUAAC
Cuscuta epithymum is the source of this 1035-nucleotide messenger RNA. The record is from the annotation of a GenBank genome assembly. NCBI's taxonomy places the organism in Eukaryota, Viridiplantae, Streptophyta, Magnoliopsida, Solanales, Convolvulaceae.